AUGCCUGCCGCACCUAAGCAAAGAAAGAUCGCCAUUGUUGGCAGUCGCUCCGUGGGCAAAUCAUCCCUCACCGUUCGUUUUGUCGAACACCACUUCGUCGAGAGCUAUUACCCUACUAUCGAGAAUACCUUCAGCCGGAUUAUCAAACACAAUGGACAGGACUACGCAACUGAGAUCGUGGACACUGCAGGACAGGACGAAUAUAGCAUCUUGAACUCCAAGCACUUCAUUGGAAUUCACGGUUACAUCAUCGUCUAUUCCGUGACAUCGCGUCAGUCAUUUGAGAUGGUGCGGACGAUCCGGGACAAGAUCCUCAACCACCUUGGAGCGGAUGAUGUACCUCUCGUUGUAGUAGGAAACAAGAGUGACCUCAAGCCAGAUCACCGCCAAGUAUCUCUUGAUGAAGGACGACAAUUAGCAGAGGAGGUUAACUGUGCAUUCACUGAAGCAAGUGCUUUCCUUGAUUUCAAUGUCGCAAAGGCUUUUGAUCUCAUGAUCGGUGAAGUUGAGAAGUCUCAGAAUCCCUCACAGCCCACUGGCAACAACAAGUGCUCGUUGAUGUGA
Penicillium olsonii is the source of this 564-nucleotide messenger RNA. Lineage: Eukaryota; Fungi; Ascomycota; Eurotiomycetes; Eurotiales; Aspergillaceae. The record is from the annotation of a GenBank genome assembly.